This is a messenger RNA of Trematosphaeria pertusa, 771 nucleotides long. RefSeq lists its product as uncharacterized. The record is from RefSeq and is a predicted model, not a curated record. Bases 1 to 771 code for a protein of 256 amino acids. The transcript has a single exon. Lineage: Eukaryota; Fungi; Ascomycota; Dothideomycetes; Pleosporales; Trematosphaeriaceae.
AUGGACCACCAUCCGUACCUAGAAACCCUGCCCGAAGAGCUUCUCGAGCAAAUCUUCCUAAAUUUCGUACCGGAGCUGGACGAGGACUCAGAUUGGGGCGACCUUCAUACUCUUGUGACGUUAUCGUCAACGGCCAAGAAGAUCCACCGCAUCAUCGAGCCGCUGGUCUACGGUAACGUCCCUGCUUACCUGAGAGGGUCUGGUCCAUACGCGGAUAGGCCUGUGAACGCGCCGCGGCUGCACCGAACGCUUUCGAACCGACCCUUCCUUGCAACACAUGUAAAGUCGUUUAGAGCAGUACAUAGCGGGGAUUCCCUUCGGCCUAGCCCUUCCGCAGAGGAUCGCCAUCGUUUCCACGAGGUUCUAAAGUUGAUGCCAUGCCUAGAGCGCCUUGACAUGUUGGAAGGGAUGGCCGAGCAUUCUUUUGACGUCUGGGAGGAUUAUCUUUUCGGAGCGGACAUGGAAACGAAUCACUUAGGCAACCUCCGCCGGCUCGACAUUGCGAUCUACUCUUCCUCCGUCCUGGACCUUCUCCCAAUCUUUCAGCUUCCCAAGCUAGAGACUAUACACGUCGACUUCCGCGGGCAAGCGACGAGGUCGCAGUACUGGAGGUACAACAUAGCCGUGCGGAAUCUCCGCUCCACAGUCAAGAAAUUGAGUGUGCGCAACGUCUUCUCGCCCGACUUGGAUUGGCAGACUUGGCUUCACGUUGUUGUGAGCGCGCGUCUGUGGCUUCUUCUGGGAAGCGUGUCCCUUGCUCGAAUCGUUUAG